GGGGCGGGGGGCGGGGUGGGCGCCGUGGCCGCGAUGCUGGGCGUCGUGGAGCUGCUGCUGCUGGGAGCGGCGUGGCUGGCGGGCCCGGCCCGUGGGCAGAACGAAACGGAGCCCAUCGUGUUGGAAGGCAAAUGCCUGGUGGUCUGCGACUCGAACCCGACGUCCGAUCCGACCGGCACGGCUCUGGGCAUCUCGGUGCGCUCCGGCAGCGCCAAGGUGGCUUUCUCGGCCAUCCGAAGCACCAACCAUGAGCCGUCCGAGAUGAGCAAUCGCACCAUGAUCAUCUAUUUCGACCAGGUACUAGUGAACAUCGGGAACAACUUUGAUUCAGAACGCAGCACUUUCAUCGCCCCGCGCAAAGGGAUCUACAGUUUUAACUUCCACGUGGUAAAAGUCUACAACAGACAGACUAUCCAGGUGAGCCUCAUGUUAAACGGGUGGCCGGUGAUUUCAGCAUUUGCUGGUGACCAGGAUGUGACCCGGGAAGCUGCCAGCAAUGGAGUUCUAAUCCAGAUGGAGAAAGGCGACAGAGCAUACCUCAAACUGGAGCGGGGGAACUUGAUGGGGGGCUGGAAGUACUCAACCUUCUCGGGAUUCCUCGUGUUUCCCCUCUGACUGGCUGCUCCCCACCCCAGAGUGGAGGCAGGGAGAGGGCAAAGGCAGGAUGAAGGCAGGAGGAGGGAAGAAAAAGAGGCCAGAAAGCAGCACAGCUUACAGUUUACCUGGUGCCCGACUGUAUCCGGUAAAAGGUGUGCCCUGGGAGGGCAGCUUUGGCCAUUUCCUCUUCAGGCAAAGUCAAUUCUGCUUAGCUCUGCUCACUCCCCUUUCCAAAAAUAAACUCGCCUCCCCCACUACAAUCGCAGUAAUCAAGAGAGACUGCCUUGUCAUUGUUUCUUCGCCCCAUGUUUAUGCUCCCUACAGUUUAUAUAAAAGAAACUCCGUAUUUCACCGUAUAAUGUGAAAUAUCUUCCUCCUCCUCCCACUUUGAAUAGUUCUACUUGCUAAAACUGAAACGCCCCUAUCAGUUUGGAGAGAAGGGGUAAUGGUUUUCUUGUUUGUUUUUCUGUUGGGGGGGGAGGUUAUUUUAAUUUGGCAAGUGUUGCUCUUCUUAAAAUACCAAACAAGGGUUAAUUAGCUGAAGAUACUCCGAGUCUCUUCUGCUGCUCUUUAGCGGAGAAAGAACUCCAUAGUGGUGGUGCCUGGUUUUAAAAUAUAUAUGUAUAAAUAUAUAUCAUUUGUACACGAAGGACUUUUCCUAGUGGAACCUGGCUGUGUUUCCGUAUUUCUGUCCUACUCGGAGUGACCGUGAAAUCUAAGGCUGCUUACUGUCCUGACGCUUGUCAAUGCCCUCGUGUUCUGUGGCUCCACUAAGGGCCGGGAGGUUCUUGGGACACGUCCUUGUCCUCUUGUAACAUACGUGUGAAUAGCCAAGAUUUAAUUUUGCUUUAAUCCAAUAAAGUUGAAGUGGAACUUUUAUUUUUCUGAAACAGCUUUAUAAACACCCUAUCUUCCCGCCAGGCUUCGAGAUUUGGGGACAGGGACAGUAUCAGGAGCCUUGGAGAGUGCGGCCCUGGAGAAAGGCCAGGAGGCAAGGCUUGACCCGUGCGCUGGACAGCUUCUAACUGCGCCAAGCCUAGCUAGGGAAGCCCUGCAUUUGCCUCUUCUCCCUGCUUGGGUACAAAAGGACGAAAUUUGUCUGAAAUCUUGCUAGGUCAGGCGCGGCCCCUGGCCUGGAAUAGAACUACGGGAUUUUUCUCCUCCGCCCCCACCCCCAACCCCCCAAUCCAAAUGCAUCAGGAACUAUCCCAUUUCGAGGAGCCAGAACCAGCCUUCCCAGAGUGGCACACUUUCCAGCCGUCGGCUACCCCAGGAUUUCUCCGACCCUCCCUGGCUCCACAGUCCCUAAGCAAGCAACGUUAUCUUUUAUAUUGCCGCCUCUGAAGCCGGAGUCCGCCAGCCCGUCAAUCCCGGGCUCCGCUCCCCCGGGUCUGCGACCGCGCUCAUUGCCGAACUUUUAUUUCAAGAGGUUCGCCCAGGAGUUUGAUUGUAUCGGAACAUACAUGUGAAAUCAAAACUGAAAUAAACGACUUCGUUUUAA
This is a messenger RNA of Suncus etruscus (white-toothed pygmy shrew), 2098 nucleotides long. It is a transcript of the gene CBLN1, whose product is annotated as cerebellin 1 precursor. The transcript is spliced from 3 exons. The coding region runs from base 34 to 615 and encodes 193 amino acids. The record is from RefSeq and is a predicted model, not a curated record. NCBI's taxonomy places the organism in Eukaryota, Metazoa, Chordata, Mammalia, Eulipotyphla, Soricidae. Gene Ontology annotation, molecular function: protein binding. Gene Ontology annotation, cellular component: glutamatergic synapse; synaptic cleft.